This is a messenger RNA of Helianthus annuus (common sunflower), 1451 nucleotides long. RefSeq names its product class V chitinase CHIT5a. The transcript has 2 exons. Bases 80 to 1219 code for a protein of 379 amino acids. Gene Ontology annotation, molecular function: chitinase activity; chitin binding. Lineage: Eukaryota; Viridiplantae; Streptophyta; Magnoliopsida; Asterales; Asteraceae. The record is from RefSeq and is a predicted model, not a curated record. Gene Ontology annotation, biological process: chitin catabolic process; carbohydrate metabolic process. Gene Ontology annotation, cellular component: extracellular region.
CAUUGAUCUUGGUCUUUAAAAUGACUUCAGACCCAUCAUUAUAAGCAAGUCAUAAGGGUAGUGAGGUAGAGAAUACACCAUGGAAUUCCUCAAUGCUCCUACUAUUUCCCUUGUGAUUUUGAGUCUUGCCAUUUGUAGUAGCACUAGUGCUACCAACUCUAUGUAUUAUUCUCAUGGCCCAAACAAAGGGGCUUAUUGGCCUUCAUGGUCCAUAGAUUUUCCACCAUCCGCUAUCGACACCACUCUAUUUUCUCAUGCUUAUUAUGCUUUUCUUUCUCCUAAUAACGUCACAUUUAAGUUUGACGUUGAUUAUCCAACCGCUUUGUCGCUCAAAAACUUCACAACCACGCUUCAUAAAAAGAAACCAUCCAUCAAGACGUUGCUUUCCAUAGGAGGCGCAGCCGAAGGGCCAAUACUAUUCUCCCACAUGGCCUCGAGUUAUGACUCGAGGAAAAAUUUCAUCCUUUCCACUAUAGAAGUGGCACGAAAGUUUGACUUUGACGGGGUUGACCUAGAUUGGGAAUUCCCGCAAACCCCAAUUGAUAUGGUCAACUUUCGCCACUUGCUUCAUGAGUGGCGUGUGGCGGUCAAGAAAGAAGCUAAGUCAACGUGUAGACCACAACUUCUUCUUUCAGCCGCCACAUAUUAUAAGCCAGAAAUUACAUUGGAUAAUGUUUAUCGUAAAUACCCAGUAAAAUCCAUAAACAAAAACUUAGAUUGGAUAAAUGCAAUGUGUUAUGACUAUCACGGGUCGUGGGAUCUCACCACGACGGGUGCCCAAGCAGCCUUAUACGAUCCAAACAGCAACGUGAGCACGAGUUACGGGCUACACUCAUGGAUCAAGGCUAAGAUCCAAAGAGAAAAAUUGGUAAUGGGGUUGCCAUUAUAUGGUCGAACGUGGCAACUAAAGGAUCCAUCUCUAUAUGGUAUCGGAGCUCCAGCUGUGGAUGUCGGGCCAGGGAUCCAAGGACAAUUGGGUUAUGCAGACGUGGAAAAGUUCAAUAUCCAGAAUAAUGCCAAGGUGGUGUUUGACUUGUCAACUGUGUCUGUAUAUUCUGUUGCGGGAAACACUUGGAUUGGUUAUGACGAUGCUAGAUCGGUGAAAAUAAAGGUAGAAUAUGCAAAAACACUUAAAAUAGGAGGGUAUUUCUUUUGGGCAGUAGAUGCUGAUCAUGAAUGGAAAAUCUCCCGACAAGCUUCGAAGACAUGGGUUAUUUAAAAACCCACCUAACGGCAAAAUCGACUUACAAGUGGACCGGAGAAGUUACAUUGUAGUUGUAGUUAUAGUUGUUUGGUUUAAGAAUUAUAUUUGUAAUAUUGUGUUUUAUGAGAGAACAUAGCAAUAUGUAUGUCAUUUAAGAUAGGAACCAGUAAAGCUCCUUGACCGUACCAAAAUACCAUUUCAUUUACAGAUUGAUUGUAACUUUAGUAAAAGAAUUUACUUUGUGUUA